Molecule: messenger RNA, 2274 nt
Organism: Fonsecaea pedrosoi CBS 271.37
Lineage: Eukaryota; Fungi; Ascomycota; Eurotiomycetes; Chaetothyriales; Herpotrichiellaceae
Exons: 4
Coding region: 1-2274 (757 amino acids)
Source: RefSeq, a predicted model, not a curated record
AUGUCCGCAAGGGGAGAGACUGGCGGCGAUGGGGUGGACGUUGGUAUUUCGACGCAUUCGGACGACCGUAUUUCUCCCCAUGAGUACAUUCCCACUCUGAUCUCCUCCGGGAAAAGCGAUGAACAUGAUCUCCAACACAAGGCACGUCAGAAACACCUCGAAAAGCAUGCAGGGACCCGAGAAGACAUGUGCAGACAACAGAGCACAGGCUACCACAACAUUCUAUGGCCCCUAGCAGACUUUGAAGCGAGUCGAGUAAAUCCGAAUACAAAGCGUGACAGUACCCUUGAAGGUCAACAACCUCGAAGGGUGCCCUUCGUGUUGGAUCAGCCGCAGGUCGGCAAUAAAAGUGGCGUUGAAAGCAGACAUUUAUCCAAUCUUACCAUUGCAACGCAGGAAAUGGAAAGAUCGAGGAGAACAAGCAAUACAGAAUCCGGAGACGUUUCAAAAUUUCUCUUGAUCGAUAAGGUUGUCAAAAGGGCUCUCCAAGACCACAAGGGAGGCUGCGUUGCUUUUGAUGUGGAGUGGACGUUUUUCGAAUUCCUCGAGAAGCAGUUCGGCGAAGCAGACAUCAAGGUCGAUUCAGUUGUGACCCUCACUGGUUCGGUUUGUCACGAAACCAUCAGUGGGCAUUUGAAUGGCGAGCAUUUGGAAAUCGUGUAUGAACUGUGGCAGAGGGUCGCGGUGAGGAUUGAUGCCACUGGGAACGAGGAAACAAUACGGCACCUCGUUCAGAUGCUUGCCUGGGCUGGAGCAGCGUUUCGAUCUUCUCCCGGCGACGAUUUCGGCGAUGAAAAGGUCGACUAUUGUCGUCCAAUUAUUUCUGAUCCCCGCGACAAUCGCAGCCGUAUGGGAUUCGUGAACAGACCACUGCCCACAAACAUAGAGGCCUGUUGGUUACCACUCUUCUCGGGAGUGUCGAUCGCCUACGGCUUUCCUAUACGUCGACGACGGGAUGAGAUUGGACUCGAGAUACCUCUGCAAAUCCUCACCGCGCUGUUGGGCGCCGUUCGCGCUGUCGAAUAUGAGGGCGGCGUUGUCAUCAAGGGAUUUUUCCAGCAUGAUUCUAACACAAACUGUGAGCAGCGUCUCACAUAUCGUGACGGUCUCCUGCGCUGCCCGAAGCGAGCUUUGAUGGACGAAGUCGACCUUGAAUGUCUUCAGAAGACGCGUGCGGUGCUUGGUUGGUGCUCUGCCACACGCUGUUCGCUUGGUAGUCAUGAUGCCAACUACAGCUCCAUCGACUACUCAGGCGCGGAAGAAGCCGGGGGGUCGAUCAGUUUGACAGGAGGAAGCUUGGGCUUUCAGCAAUUUGGCGUGGCACAAAUCGACUUCAGACUGGGGCCAAAGGACGGAAAAUGCCUACUUCCAUCGCACUGGCCCUUACCGGAGCAUAAAGUCAUCCUACACAUGUGCCAACACCGUCACCGGCUCGAGCCGUUUGUGGUCGCCGGUUCAUCAGUCCUCCUGCCUUCUCCCGAGACCACAGGACAGUCUGUUAAAGAGGCUAAAGAGGUACUCUUGGAAAAUGAGUCGCUUACUCUGACCGAAUCCUCGAACGAGAAAUACACCUUGAGAGACCUCGUUUUGAACUACUGGUCACUCCUCGAGUUCCUGGUUGACCAAGACGUGAGAAGGGAUCAAGCCCACGGAACGAGCAACCACUUCUCCCUACAAGAAGUGCUGCAAGGUUAUGAAUACAGGUCUGUGGUUGAGGAGCGCUCUCCUUUUCGGACAAAGCGGACAACCCUGAGAAGGACAUGUGGUGGCUGGCCAGCCCUAAUACGAGACGUCGACGCCGUGGUCCUUUUUGCCAGCGGAUUCGAGGACAUACUGCGUCCUCUGAACAACGACCAGCUUCAAGAUAUAUGCGUCAAGUGGCGUUCCAUGCCCAGAGAGAUGAGCUAUCUUGCUACCACUGUCAAAGUCCUAAGAGACCUUUACGAAGUUGCUGGCAGUCGCUCAACCAGAGAACACCUCACUUCGACUCGCCUACGAUGGGUACAGGGUAAAUCGAGUCUAUUCGAGCCUUGCACCUCUCCGGGAGCGUCCAAUUGUGACUGCGUACGCCUACAAAAUAUUGGGACAAGAGGGUUCUUCACCAACAAGCGAGUGGUUCCAGGGCCAGUCAUUGGCGAGUUUGACCGCGGCGCGGUAAUUUUUGGUCGGUCUACGCUCUUGGGGACAACCCAUCCGUCUCGAGAUGUUGAGCAUCGGUGUCAACGAGAGCCCCUCCCCACUUUAGAGCCUCAGGUUCGUGGACCACCCCUCUGA